GGUUAGGAUGGAUGUAGAACGAGGAUUUUGCUGGCGAUGUGAGAUGAAUAAAGCAAAGAAGAAAUGUACUCAUUGCAAUAUUGCUGAGUAUUGUGGAACUAUUUGUCUCGAUCGUGACAAGAUCAGACAUCAAGUAGAAUGCGACAUGUGGAAUAGAAACAAAGAGUGUGCCAGAUGUAUGAAGAAACUUAAAUGCUCAUUGUGUUCUGCAUGCAAAGAAAUCACGUAUUGCAGCCGAGAAUGUCAACUCAAACAUUGGCCAACUCACAAAGCUGAAUGCAAACAAAUUCGCCAACAAGUGAAAACGUUGGCUGAAAUUCACAGACUCCAUCUUCAGAGUUUUAAUGAAAUGCAUACGAUUGAUGAUUUCCCUUACUUUUUCGGGAACACUCUAGCUACCGAUGUACUGAAACUAGGUCUCAAUGAAGCUGAACCGUCUUCAAAAAAUGUUGCUUCUCAACUUGCAAAAGAUUACAGCAUUUUAUUCGCUGGUGUUGGAGACUUGCGAAAUCUUCUGCUAACAACAGCAUCGCUUCCAAACAACUUCACUGGUAACAUCAGGUUUACCCUAAACGACAUCGAUCCAUUUGUUUUAGCAAGAGGUGUACUGUUCCUAUAUAUGAUGAUAACUCGGAGCUCAAGAAAAUAUAUUGAGGCCUCAAUCACGAAUAUAUGGUAUUCGAUUCAACUCCCGGAUGAAGAUUUCCAUCUCCUGAUGUCAGCCCUCAAUGAACUUAUACAACACACUGUCGAAACGCUGAAAGGUAAAACAAACAAUCUUCUGGAUGUAGAGGAGAAAGAUUUUGAAAUGAUGAAAGAGGUUUGGGGAAAGUGGAGAGAAAUGGAAUGUGAGACUGGAAAGCAUAAUUCCAUUCAUUUGUCUGCUCAGAGAUCCAGCAUGUUUGACAGAGAUCCCGGUUCAUCCGAUGGUAUAUCAACUUACAUUCACAUGAUUCCGAAAGAGUAUCGCGUAUCUGCAAAAGAAUACUUUGAAAAAGGAUUGUUUUUACCAAAAUAUGUCCUUAAGAGAAGGGAGUUAAAAUAUGAUAACCCUACCCUAACUGGACGCCCAAGGUUUGCGGAUAAAGGUAUGCAUGUUCCAACAAGACCAAAAUGUUAUAACUUCGUCUACUGCAUCCGAGCUGAUGUAUUACCAUUCAAUGGUUGGGAUUACAUCCAGGCGAAAAGUGUAUCGCAACCCAACUCAAUCGUUGAUUUAUUCCAUACAUACAUUGCCAGCAUUAUAAAGUCUGCAUCAAUAUUUUUUGGAAGAAAUAUGAUCUAUUCAAAGCUCAUUCUCAAAAAUUGUACAGAUCUUUUCAAGUUAUCCAAUGCUAAGCCAGAAUUCGACCGCAUUAUGACGUCAAACAUUGCAGAUUUCACUAACAUCAAAGUACUGCUAUCAUCAAUGCGCCCUCUUCUGAGCACAACAAACAAACAUGCCGUACUUGUUACAGAAUUACUGAACUGGACAUACACGUGUCCAGAGGCAGAUUUGGGGAAUCUACAAAAUUCAUUCAAGAUACACCGCUUAGGUUUGUCAGACAAAAUGGUAAAAGACACAGGGCGCCGUGAGCUUGAAAAUAUGCUUCAAGGUAUGAAAGAUUACUAUGACGACACUACAUCGUUCACUCGUUACUUGCGCAUUUUGGUUCUUGCGAUAACUGAUAAACCAUCAGUGAAAGAAGAGGUUCCAUUCUUUCUAAAAGCUUUUGACAAUAUUGAAGGUUUCCGCCUGAGAGAUUUCACAAAAGAACUUAAUAAGGUAAUACCAUUUAGAUAUCGGUUGAACACAAGGCCAUGUAAUCAAUGUACUGGAUUUGAGAGAAAUUUAGAAUGGCAACUGGUUUAAAUGUGAACUACCAACAAAUUAGAAGCACAUAAUCUUUAACCCAAGAUUUAAAAAAAAAAUGAAAAUUUUGUGAGAUACAAAGUGGUGGGUAGGAAAAGGCCAGGUAGAAAAGGAUGACAAAGAGCCAAUAAAUUAGUGUCUAACGAAUCCUAAAUUUUUGUAAUUAUUUAAGCUAAGAUAAGAUUCCUUUUCUGUGACCUAAGUAAACCCUACUCAGCACCUAUUGAGUCUCGGCCAUCUCGGACACAGGUAGGAGCCUCCUAUCCUGAUUAAAGUUAAUAAAACUCACUGGCAUGGAAAUAAAAUAGUAAUGUUUUGUACAAUACGAUUAAUUAGAAACAGACAGUUGAGUCAGGCUUAUGAUUUUUAUUGGCCUGUCUGUUCGAAUUUUAAUUGUGUUAGUUUAAGUCCUUUGUUUUGUUUAGCAUUAAGUAAAACAUUUUAUUUCAAAAUUGUGUUUAUGUAUGCUGAGUAUUUUAAGCUUGCUUUUUGUUUGUAAAAACUGGUUUUUUUUUUUCUUUUUUGGAUGCACCACUACUGUGUGGGCCACCGAUCUUAAGGUGUUAUUCGUAAAGAAUUGAUUGAUUGAUUGAUUGAGUCUUUUAUAGGGCUUUAAAAACGGUAAGUGAAGGAGAUUAACGAAUGAACAAAGGCAAUGAGUUUCACAACUCAGCUGCAGCAGUGGUCAGAAAGGCUCUCCACAUGACUUCAAUCUCCAUGAUUGACAGUCAAGAGUAGUAGGUUCGGAGAGUACGUCGCAGAGCAAAAGCUGUUUAAUUUAGAAAUACAUGGGGGUGAUAGAUGAUGAAUUGAUGUAAAAAAACAGCAACUCAAGAACUACAGUAUAAAACAGCAUUCUCAAUAGUUCAGUAAUUCUAUACAAUGCAAAGUGAUAGAAAAGUAAAUUAAGGCUAACUGAUUUUAUAUACAUAUGGAUGCAAAAAAAAGAAACUAUA
Messenger RNA from Anneissia japonica, 2808 nucleotides. RefSeq lists its product as uncharacterized. The transcript is spliced from 2 exons. The record is from RefSeq and is a predicted model, not a curated record. Lineage: Eukaryota; Metazoa; Echinodermata; Crinoidea; Comatulida; Comatulidae. The coding region runs from base 8 to 1852 and encodes 614 amino acids.